AUGGGCAGUGCUGAAGACCCAGCCUGGCUCCAGCUGCGGAAAGGACCCCAGACAACAGCCCUCUGCCACCCACAGGAUGGGAGCCUGGGGGUUGGGGGCCCGGCCAUGAGGGAUUGCUGGCCCUCCCAGCAAAAGGCCAGCCCUGUACCCCCAGGGAGUAUCUCUGACAAAGGCCCAGGCAUGGACACAAGACACGGCAGCCCCAGUGGCGUUGGGGAAGGGACCUCCUCCUCUGAGAGCUCUGGCGGGAACUUGGCCUGCCCCUCCCCAACCUGCCUCCCUCCCCAAGAGACAGCCACCAAGGAGAUAUUGGGGGCACAUGGAGUCUUGAUCUCAGGAACACCAGAAGCCACCUUCUCUGGGAAGCCAGGGCCCUCAAAGCCAGAGCCCAUGUCCUCACUGAGUGUUGACCCCACAUCCUCAGAUUACAGAAAUCCUGAGUUCUUGGAGAAGAUGGAUUCCAAGUCUUCAAAGAAGGCAGAUUCCAUUUCCCUAGGAAAGGAAGAUGCUGGGUCUUCAAGGAAGGCAGAUGUUAUGUUUAUAGGAAAGACAGAGCCCUCGGUCUUGGUGAAAGGGGAUGUUGUGUCUUCUGGAAAGAUGGAUCCUGUGACUUCAAGAAAGGAGGAUCCUGGAUCCUUGGGAAAGGUAGAUCCUAUGUUCUCUAGUAAGGAGGAUACAGUGUCCCCAAGGAAGGAGGACCCUGGGUCUCUGAGAAAGGCAGAUUCCAUAUCCUCAGGCAAAGAGGAUCCUGUGGUCCCAAGAAAGGAGGAUCCCAGGUACUCACAAAAAGAACAUCCUAUGUCCUCAGAAAAGGUGGGUCCUGCAUUCUUGGGAAAGGUAAAUCUGGUGUCCUCGGGGAUGAUAGAUCCUGGGCUCUCAGGAAACAUAGACUCCAUGUCCUUGAAAAAUAUGGAUUCUGCAUCCACAAUAAAGACAGAUCUUGGGUCUUUGGAAAAGCUGAUUCCAGGAUCCUCAGGCAAGAUGGAACCUGCAUCCUUGGGAACAGUGGAUCCUGGGUCCUCGGGAAGGAUGGAUUCUACAAGCUUGGGGAUGGCAGGUCCCCAAGGGACCUGUAAGGGAAAUGGGGGAAUUGUGUCCUCUGCAAAAGAGGACCCUCAGUUCCUGGGAAAGAUGGAUCCUGCCUCCUCAGGAAACGGGCAGCCCGUGGCCAUGAGGAUGACAGAAACUGGGUCUGCUGGACAAGUGGAUUCCAAAUCUUUGGGAAGGGUGGAUCCCACCUCUUUGAAAAAUGGGGAUCCCAUGUCUUCAGGAAAGCCAGAGCCCAUAUGUUCUGGGCAGGCAGAACCUGUAUUGGUGGAAAAGACCGAAACUACAUCCUCAGGAAAGGGGGACCCCUUGUCCUCCGGAAAGGCAGAUCCUGUUUUUGUGGGAAAUAUAAAAUUGUCAACUUCUGGAAAAGUGAAUCCUGAAUCUUCAGGAAAGAAGGACCCAAAGUCCUUGGGGACUGUGGGUCCCCCAUCCUCAGUAAAAGCUGAGGCAGUGUCUGGGGGAAAAGUAGAUCCACUGUCUCAGGAGAAGGCAGAUCCCUUGGCUUCUGGAAAGGUGGGUCCCACAGCAACAGGGAAGGCUGAUUCCCUGGCCUUGGGCAAGGGGGACCCUGCAGCCAGGGGAAGGGCAGAAACUGUUCCCUCUGGAGAAGUGGAGUCCACAUCUUCCAGAAAGGUGGACCCCGCGGCUCCAGGACAGACAGUCUGCAUGUCCUCCGGGAAAGUGGAUCCCAUGUCUUCCGGAAAAGCAGAAGCUGUUCCAGAGGGAAAGGCAGAUCCUCUGGCUGUAGAAAAGGGGAAUCCUGUGAACUCCCGAAAGGUAGAUGCCAGGGCCUCAGGGAAGGCAGAGCUGGAGCCUGCGGGCAAGGCAGAUACAAAGCCCCUUGGCAAAGAGGGGCCCGUGUCUCUGCAGAAGGAAAAGCCGCUGGUCUUGGAGAAGGUGGAUCCUGGAUCCUCAAGGAAAGCAGACCCCACGGCGGAGCCCGUAUCCCUGGGGAAGGCAGACUCCACAUCUCCGAGACAAGCAGAGUCCCCAUCCUCGGGGAAGGUGGCUCCCCUGAAUCUGGGGAAGACCGAGCCUUCUUCCUCCAGGCAGUUAGAUGGCAAACCUUUCGGCUCAGCUCUUCCUCCGGAGGGGGCCGGGGGCCGCGUGGACCCAGAACCCGCGUCCCGCUCCGGGGCCUCCAGCCUUGGCCAAAAAGACCCGGCGGCCGCUGGGACCCACAGAAGCCCCCGUCCCGCGGCCGCAGAGACCCUCGGGGCCGCAGCGCCCCCACCAGGGCCGCGGACUCGCGACAACUUCACCAAGGCGCCGUCGUGGGAGGCGAGCGCCCUGCCGCCGCCGCGCGAGGACGCGGGCACUCAGGCGGGCGCGCAGGCCUGCGUCUCGGUGGCCGUGAGCCCCAUGUCUCCGCAGGACGGCGCUGGCGGCCCGGCCUUCAGCUUCCAGGCGGCGCCGCGCGCGCCCAGCCCCGCGCCCGGGCCGCCCUCGCGCCGGGACGCGGGCCUGCAGGUGUCGCUGGGCGCCGCCGAGACGCGCUCGGUGGCCACCGGGCCCAUGACGCCGCAGGCCGCCGCGCCGCCCGCCUUCCCCGAAGUGCGGGUGCGGCCCGGCUCCGCGCUGGCGGCCGCCGUGGCGCCCCCGGAGGCGGUCGAGCCUGUGCGCGACGUAAGCUGGGACGAAAAGGGCAUGACGUGGGAGGUGUACGGCGCUGCCAUGGAGGUGGAGGUGCUGGGUAUGGCCAUCCAGAAGCAUUUGGAGCGGCAGAUCGAGGAGCACGGCCGCCAAGGGGCGCCCGCGCCGCCGCCCGCUGCCCGCCCGGGUCCCGGCCGUGCGGGCUCGGUGCGGGCGGCGCCCCCCGAUGGCGCUGCUAAGCGCCCACCCGGCCUCUUCCGCACUCUGCUGCAGAGUGUACGGCGGCCGCGGUGCUGCUCGCGGGCGGGACCCACUGCUGAAUGAUCUGUCUGCCCCGACCCCCUUUUUGUACGCCAGCGCCCGGUUUCCAGCCUUCUCGGGCUCAUUCUUGACCCCAGGCUCCUAGAAGGGAUCCCGUCGGUGCGCUUCAGGCCUCCUGAGGGAUGAGCUGCCUCUAGGGCAUUUUCAUUUUCUUUCAAGUCUCCCCUCCUCCCAAACACACUAAUGAACCCCUUCUGCCCAGUUCCCUCAUGGCUAUGAGCCCAUGAGCUCAGACCUGAUGCCCCAUCUCUCCACUCUCCUGGUCACACGGGGCAACCACGGGGACCCGCUCAGCACCCCCACCCCCCAAACCCCCACCCCUCAGAGAUGGGGCAGACUCCCAAGAUGUCCAGACUGAUGUGUUGAGUCUCCAGCCGGGGCCGGGUCCCCAGAACAGGAAAGACUCUGUGUGUACAAAUCUCUGCAUGGUUAAAGUCCCAAGUGUGCAAGGAUUGGUGUGUGAGGCCCCUGUGUGCUAGCCUCUGAAUUCAAGCUCUGGACGGGCGAGGUUCUGAAAGUGUGUGAGCGUGUCUUCACACGGAGGGCUGACCCCCAUAGUUGGGGCAUUUCCUGCAUGCUAUCGGUAGCCCUUCCCCAAGUCUUGUCCCCCCACCUGGCCUCCACCCCCUGCCCCCACUUAGCCCAGCCCUCCACCCCCACCCAGUCACUGGUUCCCAGCUCCCAGAUUGGCCAAAGGCAGCGGCAAGAAGUGCCCUGGGGCUCAGCUGUGAGGGAGAGCCACAGAAAGGUGGAUGCACAGGAGGUCACAGUCAGAGGUUUGUGGAAGGUGUGGGGGUACACACUGCCGGGGUGACAGCUGGUCUUGGACACUGGGGACAAGACGGAGAGUUUAUUACAUGACCACAGCUGUUUUUAAAGGCCACCUUCUCCAGCCCUUUGUCCCCUCACCCCAUGCUGUGAGCCCUUAUAUGUCCCCUGUGACCUCUCAGUGCCCCGUCCCCACCCUGCCAGCCGUGGUUUUUGGCUACGAACUGUCACAGUGUACAUUGGUAAUAAAAU
Choloepus didactylus (southern two-toed sloth) is the source of this 3984-nucleotide messenger RNA. It is a transcript of the gene GPRIN1, whose product is annotated as G protein regulated inducer of neurite outgrowth 1. Gene Ontology annotation, biological process: neuron projection development. The record is from RefSeq and is a predicted model, not a curated record. Gene Ontology annotation, cellular component: plasma membrane. NCBI's taxonomy places the organism in Eukaryota, Metazoa, Chordata, Mammalia, Pilosa, Megalonychidae.